Molecule: messenger RNA, 3006 nt
Organism: Rotaria sp. Silwood1
Lineage: Eukaryota; Metazoa; Rotifera; Eurotatoria; Philodinida; Philodinidae
Source: the annotation of a GenBank genome assembly
AUGGUAACAAAUCUUAAAGAUUUGACAUACAUCGAUUUUAAUAAUGAUUGGAAAUGUUAUUGUCAACAAUCAAAUGAUAAAACUGAUGAAAAAACUAUCGUUACGACUGCAAAUAAUAACAAUAUAGAUCAAUAUUGGUCGCCUAUUGAAUUGCCACAUAUUAUCGAUACGAUUAAACAUGAUAAACGGUCUUGUAAAUGGUGGUAUCGAAAACAUUUUGAUUGGACAUUAACAAGUGAACAAUGUGAACAACGAGUCUAUCUUAAUUUCGAAUCAUUGGAUAAACAUGAUAAACAAUCUAAUAUCAAUGCUAUUAUAUGGCUUAACAGUGCGCAAAUAUUUUCAGGUUUAUUAGUAUUAUUGAAGGAUCCAAUUGAAUUAUCUUCAAAGUUAUUACAUAAUGAAACCAAACAUCAUAAUAUCUUAGUUAUUUGUUGUACCAAUACAAAUCUUUUUCUUCAUGCUUGUCUUGUUAUUCAUGGUCAGGUUGUUUGUGCUACAGGACAAGUCAUUAUAGAUGAAAGACCCCUUGAUGAAUAUAAAAAUUCAGAUGAAACAUCAAAUAAUAUUCUUGAUUAUAGAGCUAGUGUUGAUGAUGGUGAUGGACGUAUUAAUGUUACAUUUAAUCCCAAGCGAACAUCAAUAGUUACAUCAACACCAUUAAAACAUUUUUCUCAAUCGAUUAUAAAUGAAAAUCAACUAAACGAAGUCAAUGAUGAUCUUCUUGUACCUCGUGUAUCUAUUGUCAUACUUAUAGUUGGUACAAGAGGUGAUGUUCAACCAUUUAUUGCUCUUGGUCAAAGACUUCAUGCAGCUGGUCAUCGUGUACGAUUAGCAACACAUGAAACAUUUCGAUCCUUUGUUCGUGGUAAUGGUCUAGAAUUUUAUCCAUUAGCUGGUGAUCCAGCUGAUUUAAUGUCAUUUAUGGUAAAAAAUUCUGGAAUUAUUCCUUCAAUGAGUAGUAUUAUUGAAGGUGAUGUAGGACGAAAACGUCAGUCUGUUGCCGAUAUUCUUGCAUCAACAUGGCAAGCAUGUAUAGCCGAUGAUGAUGAAACAAACUUAUCAUUUAUAGCUGAAGCAAUCAUUGCAAAUCCACCAUCAUUUGGUCAUAUUCAUUGUGCAGAAAAAUUACAAAUUCCUUUACAUAUUAUGUUUACUAUGCCUUGGUCACCAACAACUGUCUUUCCACAUCCACUAUCAAAUAUUAAUAGUUCAAUUGGACCAAAAGACAAGAUUAAUUUGUAUUCGUAUGAUGUCAUUGAAAUGCUAACUUGGACGGGUGUGCGUGAUGUUGUGAAUAAUUUUCGUAAGAAAACAUUAGGUCUGAGAGAAUUGAAUACAGGACAAGCAAUAAAUGUAUUAAUUGAUGAAUGUGUACCACAUUCUUAUUGUUGGUCACCAUCACUUGUUGCAAAACCUAAGGAUUGGGGAUCACAUAUUGAUGUUUCUGGCUUUUUCUUUCUUAAUCUUGGUACUGCUUAUACUAAUCCACCAAAAGAUCUAUUAGAAUUUCUUGGAAUUAACAAUGAUCUCCAUCAGAUAGAUCGUCAAUUACCACCACCAAUUUAUAUUGGUUUUGGUUCUAUCACUGGUCAUGAUUCUCGUCGUAUUUUGAGAAUUGUUAUUGAUGCUCUUGAUCGAACUAUAUAUCGAGCUCUAUUAUCUGGUCUUGCUUCAGAUACAGAUCAUCUACCUUCUAAUAUAUUCAAAAUUGGCAAUGUACCACAUGAUUGGCUUUUUCAAUAUGUAUCAGCUGUAUGUCAUCAUGGUGGAGCAGGUACAACAGCAGCUGGUUUACGUGCUGGAAAACCAACAAUUAUUAGUGGGGCUGGUCCACGUCCACUACCCGGCAAAUCGAUUACUGUUGAUCGAUUGGUUGAAGCUUUUCAUUUUGUUCAUAAACCAACAACACGUGCUGCUGCAGAACGUAUUCGUGAUGGUAUCUUGAAAGAAGAUGGAUGUGCAGCAGCAGUGCAUGCAUUUCAUUCUAAUUUACCUUUAACACGAAUGUAUAGCGAUUUAGAACCAACAUUUGCUGCUUGUUAUCGUUCAGAUAAAUAUAAUAUACAAAUAUCACGUCCCGUUGCUCAAGUACUCGUAGCAGCAGGCGCUCUAGAAGAAUCAGAACUUCGUCCUCAUGUCGUACGAAAUUGGCAAUUUAUGCAUGAUCAUCGAAUGCAUUUCCUUACUCAUGGUCUUAUUAAACAUUCACAAGAAGCUUUUUCAAGUAUGUUCAUUGAUACUGCUGCGGAUUUAAAACGUGCUGCUAAUAAUGACAAUGCAGCUAUAGGAACAUUAGAAGGUGUUGGAAGUGUUACAAAAAAUGUUGGCCUAGGUAUUGGUCAUUUAACGAUUGGAUAUCUGUCAUUAUAUGGUGAACUAAGCGAUGCACUCGAUCGUUUUACUUUUAUUUAUGAUCCAUACAGUGAUGCGAAGGCACAUCCACGACCAAGAGUCACCGAUUUCAAAUCGGGUGCCAAGGCAGCUGGUCUAGCCUUAUGGAAUGGCUGGAAAGAUGGAAUGACGGGCAUUGUAAGGCAACCACGUGCCGGUUAUCAACGACAUGGUGCAUUAGGUGGUGCUGCCGGAACAUUAAUAGCGACUGUCAAUAUUGGUAUGAAACCUGCAGUAGGUACAAUGUCAUCACUCACGUGGCUUAGUCGAGGAACUUAUGCUAGUGUGAGAAAGGCAAUAGAAACUUAUAGAAAUGAAGGACGGCGUAUUUCAAGAAAAUUAUUCGAUUCAGCAUUAUCAACACAAGACAAUGAACAAUUACAAGUAGAUGAUGAUGAAGGAAUCUCAUCAGCUGCUAAAACAGCAGCAACUAAAUCAGGUUUUCAUCCAAAAGUAUGCCAACAUAUUCUUGAUGAAUUUGAAAAAAUUAAAAUAGAACAUGAACGAAAAAUGGCUUCUUCAAUGAAGAAAGCAAAGAGUAUAUCCAAUUUCUUUUCCAAUACUAGCGAAACGUUAAAAGCCUUAUCAUCGAAUAGACGUCCAAAUUCAUAG